CAAAUGAGGUUAAAAUGACGGAUAAUGGUCAUCUAAAUCUCUUUCUGCAAGACUUAGACGAAAGAAAAGGCAGAAUCCCAUGCUGCCAAGAGGUCAGUCUUAUUCAAAGCCGCAUCAGAAGGGUUAUAAAGAGCAUUCUGCUAGAAGUGAGAAGAGAAAAUCCGUUCUUCAGGACGACGCUGAUCAACAGCGGAAGCUUUUAUGAGGGAACCAAGGUCGGACAGCCAGAUGAGUUUGACUUCCUCAUUCAACUCGACAGUUUUUCUGGCCCUGAGAGAUAUUACUUUCACGAACUUCCUUGUUCUACAAUGAUGGUGUUCCCUGCAGACGAAUCAGCUUGGGAAGACCUUUGCUUCUUUUUCCCUCACUCCAAACAGGAUUUGAGGUAUGGCUAUUUUGAGUGGAAGAAGACUAUCAAGACACCAUUUUAUAAGAUCUUCAACAAGAAAGCGAAAGAUUUUGAGGCAUUCGGAAUGAAGGUAGUGCCGUGGGAUUAUUACUCUAACGUGUCUACGCAACCACCUUUAACAAAACAUGGACCGGCAUAUAAUCUGUUGCUCGAAUGGAACGGCGGAGAACGGUACAAAGGCUUAAAAAUUAGCGUUGACUUGGCUUUAGCCGUCAGGAUAAACAAUCGACCUGAUAACACUGACAUUGAAUUUGAAACCCCAACAGGAAGAGUGCUUCGACUUCUGUUUGAUAAAUUACCAUUUUACUAUGCAGUUGGUGCGUACAGGAACAUGCUCACAGAAGUUCAGCCAAAUUUCUUUGCUGAUUGGGAUGCCGAUUCACGACCAGAAAAUUUCUGUCUACGUUGCUCGCACUCGUGCCUCGAGCAGGGAUUAUUUCGCCAGACAUUUGGCUUCGACAGCGGUCAAGCCAAGUGUCUUAGGUUACUGAAAGUAUUGCGUGACAUUGUAUUUCCUGAUACUACCGAAUUCAAAAGAAGGUCAAACGAUAGUGGUUUUUGGUUUUUUUUCGUCGAAUCAGCGGCUAAUACUUUGAAAAACACCGGCAGAUUGCUUUCUUCUUAUGUCCUCAAAACGCUGGUGUUGUUUGAAUGGCAGCUGUACCCUGAAAAAGAGCAGUGGUCCGGAAACAAUCUAAGCCAGCGAUUCCUCAACAUUCUUCGUAGUCUUGUCGAUCACUUGAAAGAAAGAAAAAUGCGAAGCUUUUUCUACGCAGAUUACAACAUUUUCCCUUCCUCAGUUACUCAAGAAAUGGAUUUUUUAAACGUUGCCAGUAUAAUCGCCAUUCUCCUUGAUGGUUUAUCUUUCGUCGACAACAUGAACGUUUAUAACUUCGAAGAAUGUUUGACAAAACUGAAAGAGGACUUUAUUGAUAUAAUUUAUCGCAAAAAAUCUCUUACCGACCUACUUUUAAGUGGCUUCUUGGACACUUUCUUCCAAGAUCCUUCUAUGGAAGAAGUCGUUCAGAAAUCCUUAAGAAAGGAAGGUAAGGCAACAGUUUGUCAAUAUUCAGAUGCCUUGGCACAUGGACUGGGAGACAAGGGGACUGACGAGAAAACAAGUUUAUGGAACAUCUACGUUCAAGCUUUGCUUAAUUCAAUAGCUCCAAAUGAGAGUUUAAUAUUGACAGAUGUUAAUGUGAAAGAUACGACGUCCCUGAGUCAAGCCGGACAACAAUUUGAGGAAAUAGCGCGUCGGAGAAUGGAGACGCGAGUGAGACGAAGUGCAAACGAUCUUCCCAGCUACAGUCUUUGGUCCCAGGAACAAUGGAGACUAGAAGGGUCAAGUUACAAGUACAAAACUGACGAACCAAGGAAGCUGUUGGAAUUUCUGUUCAGUGCAUUUCGAGAAGACAUUGUCAUAUUGCUUAAUAAAAUGAAAGACUGGUGAAUAAGAUUUAGGUAUUUCUUAA
Pocillopora damicornis (cauliflower coral) is the source of this 1881-nucleotide messenger RNA. RefSeq names its product cyclic GMP-AMP synthase-like receptor. NCBI's taxonomy places the organism in Eukaryota, Metazoa, Cnidaria, Anthozoa, Scleractinia, Pocilloporidae. The record is from RefSeq and is a predicted model, not a curated record.